AUGAUCAAAGUAGACGACGUCCAACAGGAAUUCCUCAUCUGCAACAAUUGUAAUGUGGAUUACAAUGACGAAUUCCAUAUUCCAAGAGUGUUGCCAUGUCUACAUACAUAUUGUCAAGUUUGUCUCCGUAAAUUGUCUGCAGGUAAUGUCAUUGUGUGUCCUAAAUGUAAAGCGAAAAGUCGACUGCCAACCACUGGUAUUCAAGGAUUCCCUACAGAUUCAACAAGACGAAACCUUAGGGAGUUUCUCAAAUUAACAACCGAUAGCUCAUGCUUGAUAUGUAAGGACUGUCCAAACGAUAACAUAGCAUCAUAUUUCUGUAAAGACUGUAAUAUAUAUUUAUGUCAGGAAUGUAAAUAUAUACAUCAAAAAAGUAUGGCGUCAGGAUCUCAUGCUGUUUUCUCUAUCGAAAAUCUGAGAACUUCCGCUCGUCCAGAGGUCUUUCAACGUCGUCUGAAAUGUACAAAGUCGGGCCAUGAGGCAGAACCAUUGACAUACUACUGUUCAAAGGAGGUCUGUAGGAUGUUACUGUGUAGUGUGUGCAAAUUGCGAGAUCACAGUCCAUCUGAAGGCCACGUGAUACAAAAUAUUAAUGAAGUACAGCAACUGAAAAUGAUAGAAAUGACAAGGCUACUGAGCCACCUGGAAGACGUGGUCACUUUAACAAAGACAAUGACUGAUCAACUGAAGCAAGAAGUACUCAAUAUAGAUAUUCGGGAAUUCGAACUGGAAAAAGUUGUGGAGGCAAAAUUUUCUGAAUGUCAAAAAGCGCUAGAAAAACGGAAAAACGAUAUAAAAGCAGACAUUUCAAAACUUUGUGAACAGCAAAAAGCUGCUUUAGUGAGCCAAUCAGAAAAGAUGGGAAACUUCAUUGACAGGGUUGAAAAUGCAUCAAAUUUUUCGCAAGCUAUUUCUACAUAUUCUGCUCCAUCCGAAUUUCUGAUUCUGUACAAUGUUUUGUACCGACAUCUACGAUUGUUGGCUCGACAUAAGCUUAACAAGUCAGUGAAGAUAACCAUCCCAGUCUUCGACACGCGUCAUUUUCUGACACAGUUUACAGCUAUGGUGUCCACGUUAGGAACAGUUUCUACAGAAACAUGCGCCAAGAAUAUGACAUUUUCCCGUAACCACACCGAUCUCACUACAACAUCAAGACCAUCCUCAAUCAAGGUGGCUGCGGAGCACUCGGAGGUUUUAUAUCCACAGAUUAUACUGGAUAGAGAUACUGUCCACAAAUACCGCGCUGUGAGUGACUGUGGUCGAAAACUUCACAGCAAACCUACCUGUAAGAAGAAGCCCAGACAAUCGUCGUAUUCAAGGAGGCAGCUUCGUACUUACAGAGGUGUCGUAGGAGAUCGGUCGCUUAAACAGCCGGGGAGGUUCUAUUUCGAGGUCAUUAUCAACACCGAUGUCCUGAAGGAUUUGGAUAACUCCAAUUUGGUGUUUGAGGUAGGUCUUUGUACAUUGGAGGAAAUUGACCAGGGUUACUACCUGUAUGAGCAAGAUCAUGCAUGGUCACUUUGUGGUCAGCACUGUGAACGCCACGACAUGGUUUGCCGGUUCCUUCGUCACAGAGGAUGCAACUAUUCCCACACGAAACUAAUGUCCAGCACUGCAGGAACUAACCUAUGUUUAGGGUACGGAUUCCUACUAGACACGGAACUGGAAAUGUUAACGGUGUACGAUUGCCUUACACAAAGCAAAGUCUUCUCAUUCGACAAGGUUGACCGCUGUCUUGAACUUUGGCCUGUACUUGGUUGUCAAUGGCCAAGCAAGGUCAAGGUGACUAUGGCUUUAAGAAGUAGUCGGGAUAUUGCUAUGCCAGACUUUCCUGUCAAACGUUCAUGCUCGAUGGUAAUUUAA
This is a messenger RNA of Ylistrum balloti, 1863 nucleotides long. RefSeq names its product E3 ubiquitin-protein ligase TRIM56-like. Gene Ontology annotation, molecular function: zinc ion binding. The coding region runs from base 1 to 1863 and encodes 620 amino acids. The record is from RefSeq and is a predicted model, not a curated record. The transcript is spliced from 3 exons. NCBI's taxonomy places the organism in Eukaryota, Metazoa, Mollusca, Bivalvia, Pectinida, Pectinidae.